Messenger RNA from Melanaphis sacchari, 1468 nucleotides. Its product is annotated as pituitary homeobox homolog Ptx1-like. Gene Ontology annotation, molecular function: DNA-binding transcription factor activity, RNA polymerase II-specific; RNA polymerase II cis-regulatory region sequence-specific DNA binding. NCBI's taxonomy places the organism in Eukaryota, Metazoa, Arthropoda, Insecta, Hemiptera, Aphididae. The coding region runs from base 185 to 1468 and encodes 427 amino acids. Gene Ontology annotation, biological process: regulation of transcription by RNA polymerase II; anatomical structure morphogenesis. The transcript is spliced from 6 exons. The record is from RefSeq and is a predicted model, not a curated record. Gene Ontology annotation, cellular component: nucleus.
UAUAUAUAUAUAUAUUUUUAUAAGCGAUGUGAUUACAGUUAAAAUGCGUUAGCAUUUAUCCGAUCUAUUAAAACAAUUCGGCUAAUUUGUCUAAUUCAACUGAGUGUUCAUUUUCCACAUUUAAAUCCGGUGAUGGUCGUUGGCUUUUGAUAAGUGAAAUUUGAAAAUAAAAAAAACACAAAAAAUGAUGGAACGUCUGGAAAACCUGACCGACCCGAGUUUGUGUCUUCAAGACUUGGUGUCGUCGACGGGUUCUGAUCACCACAACGUUGCAUUACAGCACGCGUCAUCGGCAUCGUUCCAUCAUCCCGUGCACGAUGGCAGUGCUGGACUGCAUCAGGGCAUGCUUGGACACCACCAUGUGCACCAUCAUGACAGUCACCAUCACCAUCAUCACACGGCUGUACCGUGUCCGCCGUCACUGUUACACCACGAACCGUUGGAAAAACUUAAGAGAGUGUGGGCAGAGACAGGAGACUUCCGUGAUAACAAUCAUCAUGUCCUUUCUACGGAUCAUACGUCACAGCUUAACUUUGGUUCAUCCAGGAGUAGAAACCGUGACAGAAAAGGGCGGGUGGACACGAUCGGUGUUACCGGUAUAAAAUCCGAAGGUAUAGACACGGGAGUUGGCGUAGUUACCGACGACGGCAAAGACACAAAUAUUAAAAAUAAUAAAAACACGAAAAGACAGAGGAGACAGAGGACACAUUUUACUUCGCAACAGCUUCAGGAACUAGAGGCCACUUUCACUAGGAACCGGUAUCCGGACAUGAGCACCAGAGAAGAGAUAGCUAUGUGGACGAACCUCACCGAGGCCAGAGUUAGAGUAUGGUUCAAAAACCGGAGAGCCAAAUGGCGGAAACGCGAAAGAAAUGCGAUGAACGCCGCAGCGGCUGCGGCCGUGGACUUUAAGAACGGGUUUGGAACGCAAUUCAAUGGUCUCAUGCAACCAUUUACUGACACCGACUCUUUGUACAGUACAGCUUACACGUCGUACAAUAAUUGGGCGACCAAGGUGCCGAGCCCGUUGGGAUCGAAGACGUUCCCGUGGUCGGUGAACCCGCUGGGCACGGUGAACCAUCAUCACCACCAGGCGCCGGUCAACUGCUUCAACGCGGCCACUUCGGCGGCCGGGUCCAUGCUGCCGACGCCCGCGCCGCAGAACGGGCCACCGUACUGCCCGCCCACAACGCCGUACUCGGUGUACCACCACCGGCCGGCCGAGCCGUGCAACGUCAUGUCCAGCAGCAUCGCCAGCCUCCGGCUCAAGGCCAAGCAACACGCGUCCGGGUUCGGCGGUUAUCAGCCCGCAGGUUCGCCGGGUUCACUGCAGCAGGCGCAGGCCAACGGCGGCAACCGGUCGUCGUCGUCGUCGUCGUGUCAACAACAGUACGGCGGCGGACAAGGCGCGGGCGGCGGUGGCGGCGGCGGCGAAAUUCCGGCAGCGAAGGCCCGGACGCCGGUCUGA